Prionailurus viverrinus (fishing cat) is the source of this 1684-nucleotide messenger RNA. RefSeq names its product receptor accessory protein 4 (gene REEP4). The transcript has 9 exons. The coding region runs from base 815 to 1543 and encodes 242 amino acids. Gene Ontology annotation, molecular function: microtubule binding. The record is from RefSeq and is a predicted model, not a curated record. Lineage: Eukaryota; Metazoa; Chordata; Mammalia; Carnivora; Felidae. Gene Ontology annotation, biological process: endoplasmic reticulum tubular network organization. Gene Ontology annotation, cellular component: endoplasmic reticulum tubular network; cytoplasmic microtubule; endoplasmic reticulum membrane.
GGUUGGGCAGAACCCAGUUCCGUGCAACUUUCAAGUGAGUUGCAAACUCCGCCCCGAGGCCGGAGCCGGUGGCCCAGCGCUCUGAGACCUCGGGGACCCGAACGAACGAAGGCCUUGACCGCAACCCGCUGCCUGGGACGCAGCAGCGCCGCGGGGAGAGUUGAACAGCUGGUUCUCCGCAGCAGGAAGUGCGGGUGGGAGCCGUAACUGCCCCGGCAGCGCGGCGAGGCGGCAGAGCGCGCCCGCCCUUACCGGCUCCCUAGUCUGUUUCUCCGAGCCCCGGCCUCCUCGCCUCAGCCCACGGGUCUCCCCAUUCUUCAGGCUCCCCGCACUGCAGAUUUAGGGGGCGGCCGGCUCCGCCUCUGCCAAGGGGCAGCCGGAGCGCCCCUCUGGUUCUCGCCCUUCCGCUGAUUACCCCAUCCCAGCCCUGCGUGAGCGUCCCUCUAGGCAUCUUGUAGGGGUUCUCCCUUCGUCCUGAGGCUGCGGGAUGGUGUCCUGGAUGAUCUGUCGCCUGGUAGUUACUCCAGCAACCUGGCUCCAAGAUCCCUGUCUGCAGCCUGGCAGUGCCAGGUCUGGUGGCCCUGAUUGCAUGUCCAUGGAAGGGGACAGCCUGGCCCUCUCACCAGCUCAGAAGCCUGCUUCCCACCUACCUGCUGUGUGUGCUCCCGCUCAAUAAUGCACCCAUAGGCCACUGGUGCAGGCUUGGGCAGGCUUGGACUGUUUGUAAACAGCAGGGUGGGGAGGUGGCCUCCAGGGCACUGACUCAGGCACAGGUUGUGCAAGCCAAGCAAGAAGAACAGGGCUGGUGUUUGGGAUGCUGUACCCAGCUUAUGCUUCCUACAAGGCUGUGAAGACCAAGAACAUACGUGAAUAUGUGCGGUGGAUGAUGUACUGGAUAGUCUUUGCACUGUUCAUGGCAGUGGAAACCUUCACAGACAUCUUUAUUUCCUGGUUCCCUUUCUACUAUGAGAUCAAGAUGGCCUUUGUGCUAUGGCUGCUCUCGCCUUACACCAAAGGGGCCAGCCUGCUUUACCGAAAGUUUGUCCACCCAUCCUUAUCCCGUCAUGAGAAGGAGAUUGACACCUGCAUCGUGCAGGCCAAGGAGCGCAGCUAUGAGACGAUGCUCAGCUUUGGGAAACGGGGCCUCAACAUUGCUGCUUCAGCUGCUGUACAGGCUGCCACCAAGAGUCAGGGUGCACUGGCCGGAAGGCUGCGGAGCUUCUCCAUGCAGGACCUGCGCUCCAUCCCUGAUGCCCCUGCCCCUGCCUACCAGGAUCCCCUCUACCUGGAGGACCAGGUACCUCGCCGCAGGCCGCCCAUCGGGUAUAGGGCAGGGGGCCUGCAGGACAGCGACACUGAGGAUGAGUGUUGGUCAGAUACAGAGGCAGUCUCCCAGCCACCUGCCCGGCCCCGAGAGAAGCCUCUGAGCCGCAGCCAGAGCCUGCGUGUGGUCAAGAGGAAGCCACCCAUGCGGGAGGGCACCUCGCGCUCACUGAAGGUUCGGACAAGGAAAAAGACCAUUUCCUCAGACAUGAACAGCUAGGGUCUUCAGAGCCUGGCUCAGUCUUACCUCUUGCCUUGUGGAGCACCGGGUGCUGUUUGGAGGGGACCUCUGGCUGCAUGUCUGACCUACCUGCACCAGCUGCUCAGGCUCUGCCCCCUCAGCUCCUGCUGCUGGCUAAGG